Rhincodon typus (whale shark) is the source of this 1431-nucleotide messenger RNA. RefSeq names its product mitotic arrest deficient 2 like 2 (gene mad2l2). The coding region runs from base 96 to 812 and encodes 238 amino acids. Gene Ontology annotation, cellular component: zeta DNA polymerase complex. NCBI's taxonomy places the organism in Eukaryota, Metazoa, Chordata, Chondrichthyes, Orectolobiformes, Rhincodontidae. The transcript has 9 exons. The record is from RefSeq and is a predicted model, not a curated record.
UGCAGGGCAAGGUCAAGCCCGACGGUCCCCGGAAGGAUCCGGUUUAGGGGGCGGGGGCAUCCCGCAACAAUGAGGGUGUCGGCAGAACUAAUCCAAUGUGUAGUCAGCAGCUAACGGUGUUGAGCGACGAUCAGCAGUCGAUUUUGUACUCGGAACAGGCCGGGGUAUUUGUAAACAUGACCACCCUCACACGACAGGACCUCAAUUUUGGACAAGUUGUUGCAGAUGUACUGUGUGAAUUUUUGGAAGUGGCUAUUCAUAUGAUCCUGUACGUACGUGAGGUUUAUCCAGUUGGAAUAUUUCAGAAAAGGAAAAAGUACAAUGUACCUGUCCAGAUGUCAUGCCACCCCGAGCUUAACCAGUACAUCCAGGACACAUUGCAUUGUAUCAAGCCUCUGAUUGAGAAGAAUGAGGUGGAUCGGAUGGUGGUAGUGAUCCUGGAUAAAGAGCAUCAUCCUGUAGAGCGCUUUGUCUUUGAGAUUUCACAACCUCCUCUCUUGUCUGUCAGCUCUGACACACUGCUUUCCCGUGUCGAGCAGCUGCUUCGAGCGUCGAUCCUGAAAAUCAGUGUCUGUGAUGCAAUUCUUGAUAGCAACCCGCCAGGCUGUACCUUCACUGUAUUGGUCCAUACCCGAGAUGUUGCCACACGAAACAUGGAGAAAAUUCAAGUGAUAAAGGACUUCCCAUGGAUCCAUGCUGAUGAACAGGAGGUGAACAUGCGAGAGCCACGGCUAAUCCCGCUAAAAACUAUGACAUCAGAUAUUUUAAAGAUGCAGUUGUACGUUGAAGAGAGAGCUCAGAAAACAUCCUGAUGUCAUGGAGUCUAGAUGAUCUGACGUACAAAGUGAAGGAGAGAAUCCAAUACAUUGGCUAUAUUUCAUUACUGAGCUGACUUUUGGAGUGGAAGAGAACUUCCAAAAUUCGUUAAGUGUGAAACGUUAUCAGGGACCAAGUCCUGAAUUUGUACCUAAGGGUGUUAACCCUUUUAUACAGUAGUCAUAGCUUGUACUUUGACAUUGUGUUGUGCUGCAUUAAUUGAGAAAAUGAAAUUUUGUGUAAAUUUCUGGUUCCAGGCCUGGGUUUGAAAGAGCUAUCUCCUGCAUGAUUAGGUGUUGUUUUAACAAUGUAACUUUUUCUGAAUAGACUAGAGAGCAUUCAUACAACACUGUAAAAGGCACAAAAAUGACUAGAUUCUGCACCCCCUCCCAGAAUUAACUACCAGUUUCCACAAUAAGGAAUUGGUCAGUUGUGGGAAAGGCUACAGCCAGCACCAAAUAGGAGGGAACAGUGACCAGGAGAGAGCUGAAACCUUACUUUGUAUGGUGGUCCUGGAAGAAUUGCUAGAUGAAAGAAUAUUUUAAAUAAAUGCUUGAGGUUUGUGUUUUUGUUGUACUUUUAAAAAUGCUGGAAAUAAAAUCUUUACAUAAAGAA